Molecule: messenger RNA, 2442 nt
Organism: Ambispora gerdemannii
Lineage: Eukaryota; Fungi; Glomeromycota; Glomeromycetes; Archaeosporales; Ambisporaceae
Source: the annotation of a GenBank genome assembly
AUGCCGGUAAAAGAAAUUAUACAUUUCAAAACGAAUAUAUCCGAGUAUUUAGAGGGCUUACCCAAAAUUACCCAAGAUCGUUUAUAUCGCGAGUCUGCCACGUGUCUUGCUAUUUUCAGACUGCUCCCGUCUCUAGCAAAGCAUUUUGUGAACGCCUUGUUGUAUGUAGAAGACCCUUUCUUAAAAAAAGAUUUACAGCAAUGGAUCAAGCCAGAGGGAGCUUCUAAACUCGAAGAGAGUUGGGAAAAAUUAUCGCGAUUACAUAUAUUGGCGGAAAAGGAAGGGUACAUAAUCAUGAACAAAACUUUUCGGGAAAACUACAGAAAUUGUCUUACUGGCGGUGGGGAACAUCAAUCUUUUGGUGUUCCGCCGAGCUCCAAUGACAAGCAUAGACCAGAAAAUAUUAUCGAGUUUCUAGAUGAUUAUGCAAAAAAACAAUGGGAGUCUAUAUUGCACUAUAUGGUUGGUACGAGAACAAAACGUCCAGGGAGGGGGGUAGUUAAUUUACUUACCGAAUCAGGACUUAUGGCCGAGAGGCAUGAUGGAGACGAAGAUCCGCAAAUAACAAAUAGAGGAUUUCAAUUUCUACUACAAGACAUAAACACGCAAGUGUGGGCUUUUUUACUUCAAUAUCUAGAACUUGCAGGGAUACUGAAAAUGGAUCUUGUGGAAGUUCUCAAUUUCUAUUUCUUAUUGGGAAGUUUAGAACUGGGGCAGGAUUAUUCAAUCGAUCAAUUAACUCCCACACAACAGCAGCUCAUAGAGGAUUUAGCGUAUUACGGUCUCGUCUAUCGUAGAAAAAAAUCUUCACGGCGAUAUUAUCCAACAAGACUCGCCACAACACUCACCUCUGGUACUAAUAUGACGUUUACUAAGCAACAUUCCAUAAGUAUAAUAAAUCCGCUUGCUGUAAAAGAUACACCAACAGAACAAGGAUUUAUUGUUCUAGAGACAAAUUAUAAACUUUAUGCAUACACAAACUCGCAACUUCAGAUUUCUGUUCUCAAUUUAUUUUGUGAACUGACUGGUCGUUAUUCAAAUAUGGUAACUGGCAUGUUGACAAGAGAUAGUGCAAGGAAAGCUCUGAUGAGCGGUAUAACAGCAAAUCAGAUAAUAUCGUAUUUGGCAUCACACGCACACCCUCAGAUGAAACAAAAGAGUCCUGUACUUCCAUUAACCGUAAUCGAUCAAAUACGGUUAUGGGAGAUGGAGCGAAAUCGCUUACAAGAUACUGACGCAUUUUUGUAUACAGAAUUCAAAAGUGAUCGCGACUUCAAUAGUAUUCUUGAACACGCGUACAAAUUGGGGAUAAUUAUAUGGGCCAAUCCGACUAGAAGGGUAUUUGCUGUAACUGAGGAUGGGCAUCCACAGAUACGUGAGUUCAUUAAAAAACGUAUGAAAAAAAAUGGGCCACAGGCCAGUGGAUCUUCGUCAAAGAUCAUUGGCUUAGCUUUCGUACUAGCUGUAGGAUUCUUACUUGCUAUUCUGUCAUGCGCACUUAAUAAUAAGUGGUGGCCACUCUUUGUUGUGGCGACAUUUGUUAUUGCACCCUUACCAAACUGGAUAUUUGGCGGAUGCUCGAAUGGAGAUGAUUUUUAUUCGGAAAAUUCAAGUAGUUUAAAAGAUUUUGGACAGUUUCUUACGGGCAUUCUGAUUGUGACCGGAUUUGCAUUACCUUUUACACUUGCUCACGCCGGAAUAACGUAUGCAGCCAUGGCAAUGAGCAUUGGUGGUGGAAUUCUCGUUUACUCGACAAGACAACAGUGCAAGUCAAACAACAAAGGUCGACAAUGUGUAUGGAUAUGUGCCGAUUAUACCGACUGUCCAAAUACCGGGGGAACUUGUUCGAACGGAGUUUGUCUUUACGAUUCUGAUCAAACGUUAAAUAUAACUAGCACUUCUUCAACGCCAACUCGAACUCCAGCAGUUGUUUCCGACAAAUCUUUUGAAAAAAUCUUUUUAACAAUGCUCAUAUUAGUUGUGGUCGGUGCAGGCAUAUUUGGCAUUUGGUGGUAUCGUAGACGACGCAUACGUAUACACCGAUUCCAAACAUUGGUGAGUAAUACUCCACGAAAUUCAAUUAUUAGCACCUCGAAUACUUUAACGCGUGGAAUGGAAGAAAGAGGUGAUUUUUUGGAUGUUCGAGGAAUAUCACCUCGAGAAAUUCCACACGAUAAUAGAUCAUCAUCUAAUGAUGAUGUGGUACAUCAAGCUGCCGCUCUGACUGUUGGUAGUGGUGAUAAUAUUACAUAUGGAGCUGGUGUUGGUGGUACAAGUGGUGGUGUGGCUGGUGGCGGUGAUUUUGAAGCAAAUACGGAAAUCGAAGAACCACUGAAUGAAACUACAAUCUAUGGUGAUACUGGUGCUUCCACGUCUUCAAUUGAUCUUUCCGCUGAAGGGAUACAUCCUCAUCAUGGAGAACCUUACCCGGAUGAUGAAUGA